Molecule: messenger RNA, 1686 nt
Organism: Pyrus x bretschneideri (Chinese white pear)
Lineage: Eukaryota; Viridiplantae; Streptophyta; Magnoliopsida; Rosales; Rosaceae
Product: probable O-methyltransferase 3
Exons: 3
Coding region: 86-1165 (359 amino acids)
Biological process (GO): methylation
Molecular function (GO): S-adenosylmethionine-dependent methyltransferase activity; O-methyltransferase activity; protein dimerization activity
Source: RefSeq, a predicted model, not a curated record
ACACACACACACGGGUUUGAGCAAUGGUGAAGUGGGUGCUACUAGCCAUGAGCUUCUUGGAGCUCAAGCUCAGAUUUGGAACCACAUGUUCCAGUUCAUAAACUCCAUGGCACUCAAUUGUGCAGCUCAACUGGGCAUCCCAGACGUGAUUCACAACCACGGCCAACCCAUCUCUCUUUCCGAGCUCAUCGCUGAGCUCAAUGUCCACCCUUCGAGAGCUCAUUUCGUCUCACGCCUGAUGCGCAUCCUCGUCCACUCCGAUUUCUUUGCACAACAUCAUCAUGUUCAUCAUGAUCGUGACGAUGUGGAGGAAGAAGAAGCUGUUGUAUUGUAUAGCCUAACACCAACUUCUAGCCUUCUUCUCAAAGACGGGCCAUCAAACACCACACCACUUGUACUCAUGAUACUCGAUCCGGUACUGACAACCCCGUUUCACUUGAUGGGAGCUUGGUUGCAGAUGAACGGUGGUGAUGAUCCAGCUACUAUAUUUACACCAUUUGAAAUGGAAAAUGGAAUGCCCUUUUGGGAUUUGGCAGCUCAGGAGCCAAGGUUCGGUAACUUGUUUGAUGAAGCAAUGGAGGCUGACUCCAAGCUUCUCGGAAGGGAGGUGGUGGAAGAGUGUGGAGGAGUUUUUGAGGGCUUGAAAUCCCUGGUGGAUGUUGGAGGAGGAACAGGAACCAUGGCCAAGGCCAUUGCCAAUGCAUUCCCCAGCAUCAACUGCAUUGUGUUUGACCAACCACAUGUGGUGGCUGACUUGCAAGGAACCACCCAUAAUUUGGGUUUUGUGGGGGGAGACAUGUUUGUGGAAAUACCCCCAGCAAAUGCAAUUUUGCUCAAGUGGAUUUUGCAUGAUUGGAGCGAUGAAGAAAGCGUGAAGAUAUUGAAGAAGUGUAGAGAAGCAAUACUUCUGAGCAAAAAUGAUGAAGGGAAUAAAAAGAUUAUCAUCAUAGACAUAGUUGUGGGACAUGUCGAUAACAAGGAGAAAAUGGUGGAUAAGAAAUCCAUUGAAACCCAACUGAUGUUUGAUAUGCUGAUGAUGUCUACCGUCACUGGCAAAGAGCGUACCGAAUCAGAAUGGAAAAAAAUCUUUUUGGCUGCUGGUUUCACUCACUAUAACAUCACUCAUACGUUCGGUUUCAGGUCUCUUAUUGAACUUUACCCUUGAAAGUAAAUCUUCCUACCAGUAUUGUAUCAAUAAAAUUACGUGGACACACGCUGUAGUGAAUAUAGGUGGCCCUACUAUUAUAUUCCAUAUGUAUUAGAAUAAAGAGUACACCAACGAGUGUCAGUUUAUGUGACAAAUAAAUAAUAAGUGAAGUGUGUUUGUACAAAUGCAUUACUUUUGAAUUCUCCAUUUCCUGCUCUCGGCUUCUCUCCCUCUGUGUGUGUGUGUGUGUGUUGUGCAGGGAGGUUCUCCUUAACUGGUGCCACAUAUCCUUUUUAUAUUUUAUCUUCUUUUCUUCCUUUGUCUCUCGCAACAAGGAGAUGAUUCCCAAUCGUUGAUGGAAACAAGGGCACUGCUCCUAAAAAUAUGGGCCAAGUACUCGACACCAAUUAAACCAAUUCGCACCACUUGACUGGGAAUGCAGCAGCCCAAUUAGAUUAGGAAAACAUUUAUCAACUUAGGGCAACCGAGAAAGCUUCGCAUCAGAAUCCUUACCCUUACCUCGUUGCUAAGUCAACAAC